Molecule: messenger RNA, 2109 nt
Organism: Hyla sarda
Lineage: Eukaryota; Metazoa; Chordata; Amphibia; Anura; Hylidae
Gene: FBXL6
Product: F-box and leucine rich repeat protein 6
Exons: 10
Coding region: 466-1992 (508 amino acids)
Cellular component (GO): SCF ubiquitin ligase complex
Molecular function (GO): protein binding
Source: RefSeq, a predicted model, not a curated record
CUCUCCCGCCGGUUUCUCCCUCAGCUCCUGCUCUCCGCACGUGCUUCCUGUAUCACAUGACGCGCAGCGCGCCCGCGGAUUGGCUGUCUCACCCCUCACUUGUUACUGUACAUUCAGGACGGGACGCGGUUCUGAGGUAAAUGUUAUCGGCUCGUCUCACGGGCCACAGGGUGUACGGGGUCCCAAGGUGAACGGGAUCACAAGGUGUACGGGGUCCCAAGGUGAACGGGAUCACAAGGUGUACGGGGUCCCAAGGUGAACGGGAUCACAAGGUGUACGGGGUCCCAAGGUGAACGGGGCCACACGCUGCGACUCCACCGCCCGAUCCGGGUGUAGUAAGAUGGCAGCUCUUUGUUUGGGUUAAGGCUGUUUCAUCCAAUAAGUUGCGAGCACCGAGCACUGACCCCGCCCACACCGUGACCGGUGCCGAAGGAGGGGCCCAUUGUCCUUUUCUAUUCUUUACAGAUGGCGUCAAGCAGCUCUCAGGGAUGCCGUGCAGGGAAGCGAGCCAAGAAGCCAGGUAAGAAGCGUCGCCUGCAGCGGGCGCCAAAAGAAGACUACUUUAUCCAGCACACUGACAAGGACAUGCUGCUCCUCAUCCCUAAUGAACUGCGGGAAACCGUCAGAGUGGUGAAACGCGUGCGCCGGACUGAGGAGGACGCUGGGGGCCCCAUCACUGCCGACUAUGGCUGGGGCAGCCUGAUGCCCCGUGAGAUCAUCCACAGGAUCUUCCAACUGGUGGUUGGCAGUGAGGGGGCAGUGCCCACCCUGUGCAGGCUGGCGCAGGUGUGUCACCUCUGGCACCAGGUGGCCUAUAGCCCAGAUCUGUGGCAUCAAGUGUCUGUGAGCCGAUGCUGGAUCCUCCCGACUAACAACGAUCCCCCCAAUGUUCAGAACAAGGUCAAGAAGACCAUAGAGACCCUAAUACAACAAAGACUUUCUCAGGUCUGUGACUUCUCUAUCCAUCACUGGAAGAAUCACAUCCCAUUAGUCCUCCAGAGUCUCUCCUCCUCCUGCCCACUCCUGUCCUCUCUGACGCUGGGUCACUGCAGUAAGGUGACAGUGGACGCUCUGGAGUCCGUGGGUCAUCACUGCCCCCAUCUGACCUCCCUUAAUCUGCAGAACUGUAAGGUGGACCCUAAUGCCGUGUCUCGCUUCCUGAGUAUCCGUGGCACCACCCUCCGCUGCCUUUAUCUGACAUUCAGCAGCCAGACCAAUAACAUCUUCAGCCUGCUUGCAAGAGGCUCCUGCCCUGAGCUUAGGCUCCUGGAGGUGAACAGAGGAAUGCUUGAGGUUAUGAAGGAGGUUCACAUCUCUGCUGAGGCGCUCCAGGCGUCAUGUCCAAAGCUGGAGGUGAUGCGACUGCUGAAUGUCAUCUUCUCGCUGAAGUCCAAAAUGUCCUCAUCCCCAGAGAGUCCGGGCUUCAGCCACCUACGGGAGCUGUGUCUGGCCACCACCUCCUUCUCCCUCAUCUCUGACAGCAUGUGCAAGAGACUGCUGCGAGGCUGUGCCAGACUGAGAGUGUUGGACCUGCGCGGCUGCUACACAGUGACCCCAGAGGGCAUCUGUGACCUACCGUGUACAGAUCUGGAGUGCCUAUACCUAGGCAUGUACUACAAUGAGGACACAUUUAGGCCCAUCCUUCCCCACACAGGCUGCUGCUUACUGAUCAAACGGUGGCGCCACAGCCUGCAGGAGCUGGACCUGACUGGGCUGAACUUCAGUGACUGUGAACUAAGCGAAGCCCUGGGCAUACUAUGUGGCGGUGGGACCAAUGACACGCUGCAGUCUCUCAGCCUCACAGGAACCAAGGUUACUGCCGCUGCGGUCAGGGACCUACUGUCCAGCUGCCGGGCCCUCACAUACCUGGACCUCACUUCAUGUCGGAACGUGCCACGGGGCCUGAAGUGUGCAUACCGCGGCGUGGAGAACAUCCGCCAAUGUCUGCAAACGUUAUCUAGCAGGAUGGUGGAGGAGGAGAGCAGGGCGUAGCCAACACUGGGGGCGCCACCACCUUUUAUAUGUCACACACAUCCUGUCUUAGAGUUUUUGUUUACACCAAAGUUUUUGUGGUUUGGGAGUUAAUUUUCUAUGAAUAAAUGACCUUCC